AUGAACGGCCUGGACACCCUCACCCCUCUGCCCCGCCUCCGCGUACAUCGCACCCCGUCUCUCCCAACGGGCGGCGGCGACGACACCCCCGUCGCCGGCCCCUCGCGACUCACCACCCACUCCCUCGCCGUCCCACGGCAUGGCGACGGCGACGACGACGACGCGGAGAGCACCCCGAAGAUACCCACCCGCGAUGCCUUCCCGCCGCACGACCGAUCUGUGUCUUCUCAGGCGACCGCGACCACGACUGCGAGCGACAACCCCGCGGCACGGCUGCGCGCCCUCCUCCAUCGUCUCCCGAGCGAGACGCCGCUCGUGCAGCAGCGGCCGCCCUACGCGCGCAUGCCCACCACCCCGUCGGAACCCGACUCCGACUUCGAUCCUCCCGACGCGAGCCGCGUCGCGGUGCACUCGCACCCGAGCUUCGCGCAGGACAGUCUGAAGGAUCUGUUUUCGAACGCGCUUCGGGAGUCGAGCAACACCCCGCAGAAGGGGAAGGGUCGACCACGGCGGAACAGCAUCGAUUUGAGCGAGGUGGAGAGCGCGACACCAGAAAGGGCCUCGUUCAGGGGCAAAACGAAACGCAAAAGCCUUAGCGAUGACGAGAUCGAAAAACUGGACCGGUCUUCAUUUGCGUUCCCACCUAUUUCGCGCGAACGGCCCUCGACAUUAUCCCUCCUCCAACGACGACAGAACUCCAUCGACAACGAAGAAGCCAGCCACGAUGAUUUGAGUGCUGACAGCGCAGCGGUGCUAGAACAUCUCAAUUCUUCCGCUGGUUCCCCUCCCGCUGCUACCAGCACACCUCUGAGACAGCAACAAUCCAUACAACUACCUUCCCAGAUACAUGCGCAAUCCAAUUUGUUGGAUCAAGAUUCUGAUAUGCACGACGCGAUGAAUGUCUUGGAUAGCUUCGAGAGCAAUACCCACUCCCGAGCCCUAAGAGCGACGCCCUCUUUCUCCACUCUGCGCAACCCCAACGGCAACACACUCUCCCCUAAACGUGCGAGUUUGACAACUCCCUUCAGGCACCAUUCGCACCCCAACGAUACCAACCACUCAACGAAAUCCACUUCGAAGCAAGACUUGUCCAGGAGACAUAGCGCUGACGUGACCGACCCCUCAUUCUAUGCUGCAUCCACUCAAUCGAACGCAGAACUCAAAGAACGCGAACGCGAGCUUCAAAAAGCGCGUGAUCAAGAGCGCGAGCGCGCCUGGAACAAAUCUUCCCCCUUGCGCACGCCUGCACGCCCUUCGACUCCCUCGCAUGCCGCCCAUCACAGUUCUCCAAGUCCCGCCGGCGAACAGCGUCGGCAGAGCAGUGGCUCUCAUCGACUCACCGUUGCGCAGUUGGCGCUGCAUAACACCAGUUUUCCGCGGACACGGAAAGACAGCGCUACGAGCAUAACGAGCGUGAGCACGGACGGGGAGGGGAGCAAGGGCUCUCCUGCGAGGUCUCGGACGGGAUCACUCAUGUCCAACGCGUCAUUCCGAGAGAUGGAAACCGAGGAGCAGAAAGAGCGCAACCGUGAGCGCGAACGGCUUUGGAAUGCUCCUGCCCACUCUCUCCAGCGCCAGCGCAGCAGUCUGCUCACCCCUCCGCCAGCCGAGCGUACGCGCACGCUCAGCACGCCUGCGCGCCCGUCCUCGCUCUCUCCCGGCUAUUCGCCCUCGCAGCACAGGGCGUCGCCAUCUCAUGCGCACGGACAUCCCCCAUCGCCCGCACACCCAACGCAUAACAGCCUGCGCAAACAUGGGUCAUUCUCGUCGACCAGCUCGCGUUCGUCGCGUUCGUCCUUGUCGGGCUCGCAGGCUAGCACGGACCUGGAGAAAGACAGGGUCGACGAAGAAGAGGAGGUCGUCGUACACGAGCGGGAGCGGAACUGGAACAAUCCGCAUCCGCACUGGACGAAACGGCACUCGUACCAGGGGUCGCCGCGGCCGGAGUCUCCGGCGGCGAGCGUGACGUCGAGCACGUCGUACGCGGGGACGAGGAAUUCUCCCGCUGCGCAUGCUAUCCGAGUGAGAGCGGAGAGUCUGAAGGAGAAGGCGCACGCCAGUCCGAGCCCGAGCAGGGUCGGUGCGAAGGCGAGGCAACCGACGCCGAACAAGGUCCCACUUCGGAACGCGCAGAGUUCGUCGAACAUAAACUCUCCGUCGCCCGCGCGGAAGGCAGAAGCGUCGGAUGGCGUAGAGAACCUCAGCUCUUCGAUGAGACGGAUAUCGCCUGCAAAGCCGAGCACGCCCGCGGAGAAGCCCGUGCCUAUUCCGAUUCCAGCUGUCAAAUCGAAAACACCCCAGCCUCAGUUGGAGGAUCUUUCGGCGGAUAUGAGCGAGGAGCAGGAACAUCCGGAAAUCAUCACGAACUCGCACUCGCACUCGCACGCCGGAGUAGGCUUGGACGGCGCACGAUUUGGAUGGAAAUUCCCGCGAGCCAAAAGCCCCGUACCUCCCGUCGCGUUGCAGCCCCCGUCCGAAGACGAUCUCAGCCCACCACCUUCUCCAUCGCGCACCCGGAGACCCGUGACGCCGACUGGGCAGCACAGGUCUAGUCAUAUACCCGUGCGAUCACCGGGCAAGGGCUCGAAAGGGCUGGAGACCAGCCCCCGCAAAGGGCAUAAGCGGACGACAACCGAGCUUGCAGACGCGGUGGGACGGCUGCCGCCCUCUGUAAAUCCCAAGAUCUCGCCGUUGUUCGAUGGUGUCGACCUCGCCGCGUCGCCUGCUGCGGGCAGCGAUGCAGGCAGCUCGCCGAGGCAGGCCACGCCGAGGCUACGCCCCACUGCUACGCUCGCCGUCGAACCUUUAGCCACCCCACCGUCUUCGCCCGAGCGGCAGGUUCGCGAUGAAGACCGACUACAGAAAGCACUCUCCAGCCCGGCACCGCCGCAGCCCGAGACCCCUCCCGCGUCCCCACCUCUGCCACCAGGGGGCACCGACCGCACGCCGUCUUCGUCGGUGCUAGCCACACCAACUAGGGCAUCGUCGAGCACGCCGCGGCUCGAGUUCGAGACGCCGUCGCCGCCAAAGGGUAUGCCCGAUCUGCCAGAUCCGCCAUCGGACGAGGACGAUACUAUGGAGCUACCCCCGCGUACGCCGCUCAAGUUCAACGGCUUCGCCAAUGCGGGCGACUUCUCGUCCAUGAAGACGCCGCGGCCACCGGGGGCGUGGGCCGCCACGCCGCUCCCGGCGAGACAGGACGAACCAGCCAAAGCAUCGGCGCCUGCGUUUAAUCGGCCGCAGACCUCUCCCGGGGACAGCUCGGGAGACAGUGUGGCUACAGGGCUGGCUACGCCUGCUUCGACGCUGUCGAGAGCACAUGCGUUGCCGCCUCAGACACCGGCACCUCCUGGUGGUUGGCUUGCCACGCCCUAUACAGGCAAUCGGAAGAGCAUUAUGAAGGUCAGGUUCGAUGUCGAGGCUUCGGGAUCUGAGGGUAGCGUCUUGGGUGGCGCGUCUGUCUCUGAGGCAGCGGAGUCGGAAGUGUCCACCGAGCCUUCGUCACCCGUCAUUGACCCCGCCGAGGGACCGAGCGAGGUGUCUCAUCUGGAGUUCAAGCACAUAGACCGGAUUAUGAGUGCCAGGGCAUCGCUAACUCCUAGUCCGGAGCGAGAACAUAAGGACGAGGGCGACGAUACGCCCCGCAUGAGGAGUGCUCCCCUCCCGUCGACGGCGCAGGAACAACAGCACCAAUGGAGUCCGAAGCGGUCCGUCAAUGUCCGCAUGCUGGACGCGUAUGGUCGCGAGCAACCGCCGUCACCGCCCGCGGAUGUUAAGCCUGAAACGUCGAUCGCCCGGACGUCGCGGAAUAAGAGCGGCGUGCGGAUGUUGGACGCCUUCGGGCGCGAGAUCGAGGAGGAGUCCGUCGUCAGCCAGAGCGAGGACGAGGGCCCCCUGUCACAUAACGAUGCGCUCGCUCGGCUCCGUGCUGGUGUGGCGGAUCUGCGAGCAGAGCUCAGCGACGCUGACAGAUCACUCGAGCCUCUCAGCCUUAGGGAUUCUACACUUGCCAAGCUCGAUGAGAUGUCGUCGAGAUCUCGGGCAGCAAGGAGGGAGCUGGCGCAGAAGCUGGUACAAACCAUGGACGUCACUCGCGAUGCUGAAGAAGAGUUGAAGGGCAAAUACGGCAGCCUGAGUGGGAAGCUACUGUCUUCUUCUAUGGGGUCAUACGUGGGCUGGCGAUCCUUGCCGACCUGGUUAUUCUGGAGCAUUGUUCUUGUGCAGUUCAUCCUUGUUGUUCUCAUGUAUCGGAUGUCUGCUGCUCGCGCUCGAGCUAUGUUUCUCAGCACAUAUUAUGACCCCUUCGAACCGGCCAUGCACUUACACGCGGUCGACCCGCACUUUGUGCGCAACGCUAUCUGGGAUACCUCAUCAUCCACCUGGUCCGUCUUUACCAUCACGGACUCUGUACAGCGCGCCGGGUGGAAGGGCGCCUUCGCUGAUUUCUAUGGGAACGCCACCUUGAUCGUUCAAGGCUGGCAACAUCGCGCGUGGGAAGCGUGGGGUACAGACACCCGGCCAACCCCAUGGCCUCCGACGUGA
Messenger RNA from Punctularia strigosozonata HHB-11173 SS5, 4542 nucleotides. RefSeq lists its product as uncharacterized. The record is from RefSeq and is a predicted model, not a curated record. The transcript is spliced from 10 exons. Lineage: Eukaryota; Fungi; Basidiomycota; Agaricomycetes; Corticiales; Punctulariaceae. Bases 1 to 4542 code for a protein of 1513 amino acids.